Molecule: messenger RNA, 267 nt
Organism: Pieris macdunnoughi
Lineage: Eukaryota; Metazoa; Arthropoda; Insecta; Lepidoptera; Pieridae
Source: the annotation of a GenBank genome assembly
AUGUUUAUACGGAUGAAAAACUUUUCUCGCUGGAGCUCGAACGCCGUCAGACGCCGCAUGGCCGACCGCGGUAAACAUCGCGUCGCGCCCGUCCCGGCGCCUACGAAAAAACAAUACGCGUAUACCCCGUGCCCGCGAUCAGAAGAAGUAGGAACGGAAUUUGCACUACAAUUACUAAGGACACACCACGAAGAACCGCCGACGCCGGAGAAAACUCCCCCAGGUAGGACUACUUUUGGCGGGAAAAGUUUUCACGAGUCACAUUAA